This is a messenger RNA of Vigna angularis (adzuki bean), 1680 nucleotides long. RefSeq lists its product as uncharacterized. Lineage: Eukaryota; Viridiplantae; Streptophyta; Magnoliopsida; Fabales; Fabaceae. Gene Ontology annotation, biological process: regulation of DNA-templated transcription. The coding region runs from base 1 to 1680 and encodes 559 amino acids. The record is from RefSeq and is a predicted model, not a curated record. The transcript has 5 exons.
AUGGCUUUUGAUUUAGGAUUUGUUGUGGUAAUAGUAAGAUCUGACAUAGCUACUGGUGUACGGGAAAGAAAAACGUAUGUCAUACUUGGAUGUGAAAGAGGGGGAAAAUAUAGGAAAUACAAAGCUGAUGCAGUGGCUAGUGUAUACGGCACUCGUAAAUGUGAAUGUCCGUUUAGAUUAAAGGGUAAACCAUGUUCAGAUGGGGCCGGAUGGGUGUUGAAGGUGAUGUGUGGACAUCACAACCAUGAGUUGGCUGAAACUUUAGUGGGUCACCCUUAUGCUGGCAGGUUAAAUACGAGUGAGAAGUCAUUACUGGUUGAUAUGACAAAGAGGUUAACCUUCUCAGCAGCAUUUGCUUUCUUGUCUACUGAAAGGCAGAGUAAUUUCACAUGGGCUUUGGAAAAGCUGAAAGGUUUAUUUUUAACAUCUGAGGGUGGUCCUAAAGUUAUUGUGACUGACCGAGACUUGGCUUUGAUGAAUGCCAUAUCAAGUGUAUUCCCUGAGUCAUAUCAGAUGUUAUGUCGGUUCCACAUCCUUAAAAAUGUUAAAGCUAAAUGCAAAAUGUUAGUUCAUUGUACUGAGGUUUGGGAAGUGUUGAUGGAUGCAUGGGAAAAUGUGAUGGAUUGUGCUGAUGAAAGCUUGUUUGCUGAGUAUGUGAAUGGUUUUGAAUACGCAAGCAGAUCAUGGCCUUUGUUCUUUGAAUAUGUUAAUCAGAAUUGGAUUAUUCCGUACAGCACAUACUUUGUAAAGUUCUGGACGAACAAAUUAUCCAUUAAAGAUGAGUUGAAACAAGUAGAAGAACGAUUCAAUGAGGUUGACAUUGGCGGUAAAGUCACCAUCAAGCAGAAGUUACUUGAGAUUGUUUGUCCUACAUUGACAUCAAUGGUCCCUCCAUUACAUAAAGUCAAGACAAAGGGUGCACAAAAAAGUAAAGUUAAACGAUGUGAAAGGUCUACUACGCGGGAUCCAUCAUAUUUUGAGUAUGUGGACGCCUUUCAUUCAACCAUAGAAUCUUCAUCUGUGAGAAGUAAAUUACAAUCAAAGCCAAAAGCAAUGAAGAAAAGGAGAGUUCCAAUGAUAGACCAGUUUCAUUCUACUACUCACCCCUUCAUUGUGGACGUUGUUGAUGUUGUGACUGAUGGUCACUGUGGGUAUAGAUGCAUUGCUGCGUUGUUGGGACUCGGAGAAGAUUUAUGGCCCGUUGUGAGGAAUGAGUUGUACAAAGAACUCAGUGCUUGGCGUGAUGAAUAUGCAAGCCUAGUAGGAGGCUAUGAUAGACUAGAAGAACUGAGGUCCUCUUUGUUGGUGCAGUCACUGUCCGCGGCUAACACGAGCAAGUGGAUGACAUUACCAGACAUUGGUUAUGCAAUUGCUAACCGAUAUAACGUUAUCUUAGUGUGUUUGUCAUACUCUCAAAAUUAUACUAUCUUUCCACUACGUUCCACACCACCUUCUGAUAUCACUCAACAUCGCUUAAUUUGUAUAGGACAUGUUCAUGGAUGUCAUUUUGUGCAGGUUAAGCUACAAGAAGGUUGUCCGUUGCCCACGGUGAAUAUCAUGUCCUCAACCCACUGUUAUCCUGAGGCACGAGCGUGGUCAUCUAUUUAUACUAGUAGGAUGCACGCAUUUGAACAGUUGAUGGACAUAACAACAUCUUAUGUUGACUUAGGUGAUUCAUGA